UUGCCUUUGAAAUAUUCCUUGCCCUUGUUACAAAUAAAUGCCACCAAUUGAUUCUCCUUUCAUGCUCUCCAUCCUCCUCAUCACAAAACUUCCCCAUACUCCUGGCCUCCUUUCUUUCCCUCUCCUACUCUUCUUCAUGGUUCCAGAAUUAGAGAAACCUAAAAUCACCGAGAUACAGGUCCGGAUGGACUGUAAUGGGUGCGUGCAAAAGAUCAAGAAAGCAUUGUAUGGCAUUAAUGGCAUAUAUGAUCUUUACAUUGAUUUCCCUCAACAGAAGCUAACAGUGAUUGGGUGGGCAGAGCCAGAAAGAAUCAUGAAAGCCAUUAAAAAGACAAGGAAAGUUGCCACCAUUUGUUCCCAUACAGAAGUAGCAGAACCUGCUGCUCCACCACCAACAGAACAACAACAACCACAAGAAGGGACUAGUGCACAACCACCCCCUGCCCCUGAUGAAGCACCAUCAAAUCCUCCAUCGUCCGAAGCUCCUCCUCCACCACCAGCUGAAGCCUCUCCACCAGCAGAGCAGCCAAAAGACCCACCACCACCAGAGAAUCCACCACCAGAGCCAACACAACCAACACCAUCACCACCUGUUACUGUAGACACCAAUGCAGGUCAACCAGGGCAGCCUUCUAGACCAAAAGAGGUAGGGGAGGUUCAUGUUGUCUACCACCAUCCGCCCCCUGAAUAUGGAUACAGAUACGGCUAUGGCCAUGGUGGUCCAGGGUAUUGGAACAAGUACCAAAGUGGUCAAGAACCACACGAACCAGCACCAGUUCCGGCCCCGGCACCAGUACCAGUGCCCCCUGUCUAUGUGACACACAGCUACAAUACAUACAGGCCAUCAUCACAUGUCACUGAAUAUGAAUAUGUCAGAUCACCACCAAGACAGCCAAAUUACACUAGGAUCGACCCGUAUUACAGUAGGAUCGACCCUUAUUACAAUAGGAACGACCACUAUCAUGAAGAACAACAGUAUUACGUAAACGGUAAUAAUGGGAGUGGAAAUAUCACAUCAAUUUUUAGUGAUGAAAAUCCAAAUGCAUGUAGAAUAGUGUAAAAAGGAAAGAAAGGAUGGUGGGAAAGGAAAGAGACUGUUUUGCUGUGCCUACAAGCGAGCCUUGAUGGGAAAGUCAAUGGAGAAUAAUUAAAAGCAUAAUAAGAAGAUAAAUUUGGUGGAAUUUUUUUUAAAAUGUUUUUUCAUAUUAAGCAUGUGAAAGUGUGUUUAAAGCGGGAAGAAUAUGAUUCUAAACUUGUUGGUGCUGGAAAGAAUUAGAUUCUACUAAAUGCUGCUCGGAAGUCAUUUCGAUUUUAUGUAAAAAAGAAUCUGUAAAGCUGUUUGUUAUUCUUAAUCCAUAUUUCUCAUCC
Molecule: messenger RNA, 1368 nt
Organism: Ziziphus jujuba (common jujube)
Lineage: Eukaryota; Viridiplantae; Streptophyta; Magnoliopsida; Rosales; Rhamnaceae
Product: leucine-rich repeat extensin-like protein 3
Exons: 3
Coding region: 38-1060 (340 amino acids)
Molecular function (GO): metal ion binding
Source: RefSeq, a predicted model, not a curated record